AAUUGUGUCGAUGUACCUUCGGAACGAGCCUUAUAAUAUAAGACAGUUUAUGUAUUAAAUUUUUUUAAUAUGUAGUUAAAAUAUUUCUUAAUAAUUCAUUAAUUACAAAAUCUACAAUCGACAGAGUGGUCGCUCAGUGAGUAGGAAGCUCUCUAAAGCCAAAAGGGCGUACAAAAAUGUAAGUUUUUUCAGAAUUAGUAGCGCGAUAAGUUUAAUUCAAUUGUGUUAAGAGUGAAUAUGACUACCGAUUAUUUUAAAUAUUGCAAGCAUUUUAGUAGUGGAUGCAUCAAACUCACUGUUUUCGAGUUACAACAAUCCCAGGGUCAGUUUCAAUCGCAGAAAAGACGUUAACAGAUUUUAAUCUAAAUACGUAUUCAAAUAAAUUGAGCUCAUACCCUAAUUAUAAUUGAAUUCUACAGUGAAAUAUUUUUAAUUCCGUUCUUGUAUGAUAAAAAAAAAAGCUCAACAUAGAAAAUACCCUGCACUCCUUGUUUUUUCUGCACAUCAGUAGGUACACUUUUCGAUGCAUAAACUAUCCAUUAUAUUAUUUUAACUCAUAAUAAAUUGUAAUAACAAAGAAAUCGAAGUUACCGUAGCAACACUAUAUAGCUACAAACGCGGAUUACUUUGACUUGUAACGGACGCCAGGAAUUAAUGUGUCUAUCAAUGUCUCUUAAAUACUUUAUGAUGGGAAAAUUAUAUAGGUAAGAAAAUAGACUUUAUACAACGAUAAGGGUAAAUGCGUCGCUUCAGACGUAAUUGUUGUCAGUACAAUGGAUAUUUACGAGCGACCUUACUACAAAAUAUCGAAAAACUUUGCUUCUUUCAUAGGUCAGUGGCCUUACCAAUCUCGACUACACAGUUUUAUGUUUGGAUCAGUAUUAAUGACUUUGUUUAUCAUUCAAGUUAUCCCACAAAUAAUUGCGGCGGUUGUUAAUUCCGAUGAUAAAGAACUGCUGUUGGAAUCAUUAUCACCAUUUAUAACAGAUGUGAUAUGUAUUGCCAAAUAUAUAAAUACUAUCAAGAAGGCAAAAAUGAUUCGGACGCUCUUCGAGAGAGUUAGAGAAGAUUGGAAGAUACCUAAAAAUAAAGACGAAAAAUUAGUCCUAGAGUCUUAUCUGAGAAUGGGACGAUAUUUGUCAAUUGGUUAUACAGGGUUUGUAAACUUGGCAAUAUUAAUAUUUAUAACGGAUCCAGUUUUAUCAAUAAUCGUAAAUAUCAUUUCAAAAUCAAACGAUUCCGCGCCAUUAAAGUUCUGUGUUCCAAUGCAAUUUAUCAUAUUUGAUGAAGAAAAAUAUUAUUUGUUACUAUUGAGUUUAUCAAGUAUUUGCGUAAUUGUUAUAAUUAACGUUAUUGUUUGCUGUGAUGUUAUUUUUAUCACCUUUGUACAACACGUCUGCGGAAUAUUUGCAGUCGUUGGAUUUCGAUUGGAACAUUCACCGAGGGAUACCAACCCCCAGAAUUUGCUGGGAGAAACAAGAUUUAGCAUGAACUUACAAGAUAUUUAUUAUAAACAUUUUGUAUCCUGCAUUAGAGAUCACAGACGAGCUUUAGAAUUCGCAGAACUCCUCGAAUCAACAUUUACCAUAUCGUUUGGAAUAGUGGUUGGACUAAAUUUACCACUAAUGAGUAUUACUGGAGUCCAGCUUUUAACGCAAUCGGAUUCAAUGGCAACCACUGUGAAAUAUAUUAUGUUCACUGGAGGACAAAUACUACACCUUUUUUUCGACUGCUACUUGUCACAAAAAUUGACGGAUAUGAGCUCCCGAAUUCAGCACUCUAUAGCUAGAGCAAAUUGGUACGAAAAUUCAGCAAAAUCAAGAAAAUUGUUGAUUUUGAUGACACUGAGAAGUCAAGUUCCUUGUAAACUGACUGCAGGAAAGGUUAUGGAACUGUCUAUCGAAAAUUUUGGAAUGGUAAAAAUUAAAAGAUUUCAAUUGAGCUUCUUAAGAAGCUCGAAAACAGCAGAUAGUUUUGGAGCCCACAGGGUUAAUCGUUAUCCAAAGUUUCCUUCUUAUCCAGAGAUAUUCAUAUCGACUAUAAUAGUAGAAGCGUCAGUAGCUAUUGUGUUUAGUAGAAUGGAUACUUACGAGGAAUCGUACUAUAAAAUUAUGAUUAAUUUCUUAUGUUUUCUUGGACUAUGGCCUUAUCAGCCUCGACUAAAGCGCGUUCUAUACCCUACUGCAUUAUGGAUCUCACAUAUCGUCCAACUUAUUCCUCAAAUAAUUAUCGGAAUUGUAGAUAGUGAUGAUGUAGAGCUAUUGUUUGAAUUAUUGACAAUAUUCGUACAGGAAAUAGGCUGUAUGAUAAAAUUUCUUAACAUGAUUAACAGAGCAAAAACGAUGAAAAUAUUCCUCAAGAGAAUUCCAGACGAUUGGAAAAUACUACAAAACGAUGAAGAAGAAAAUGUAUUUAAGCAUCACUUACACACGGGAAAAUUGAUGUCAGCAGGUUAUGCAGCCGUAAUGAUUAUGGUAACAGUAUUUUACUCAAUGGAUCCAGUUAUAACUAUAUUUGUAAAUACUAUUUCAAAAUCAAAUGAUUCUGUGCCUCACAAAUUUACUACCCCUAUGAAAUUUAUUAUAUUUGACGAGGAAAAAUAUUAUUGGCCACUAUCGAGUUUAUCAAUUAUCUGUAUGUGUUUAUUCUCGAUAGUUUAUGUUUGCUAUGAUGUUGUUUUUAUUUCAUUCGUACAACAUGUCUGUGGAAUAUUUGCUGUUGUAGGAUUUCGUUUAGAAAAUUCGCCUAUCGUUAAAAGCCAUGAUUCUACGAUCGAAGAAAAAAAAAUUUUUAUAAACUCAGAAGACAUUAUUUACAAUCAUUUUGUAUCGUGUGUUAGAGAUCACAAGCGAGCUUUAGAAUCUUCUCAACUCAUUGAAGAAAUUUAUACCCUAUCUCUUGGAGCAUUAGUUGUACUCAAUUUACCUGUAAUGAGUGCCACCGGGGUCAAGAUUCUUUCACCAUCCGCUACAAUCGACGACAUUGUGAAAAAUUUAAUGGAUGUAUCAGCUCAAUUGGUAUAUCUCUUUUUCAACUGCUACAUGUCACAAAAAUUAACUGACAUGAGCUUCUACGUUCAUUACUGCAUAGCUAGAGUAAAUUGGUACAAUUAUUCUAAAAAAUCAAAAAAAUUGUUGUUUUUAAUGACCCUAAGAAGUCAAGUUCCUUGCAAACUGACUGCAGGAAAAGUAAUAGAAUUGUCUAUAGAAAAUUUUGCAAAGAUGGUGAAAACAGCUGGAUCGUAUUUCACUGUUCUUCUGUCCAUGCGUUAAGUUACAAUACAUUUCGUAUGUAAAGGAUUAAGGUCAGCAAAUUUUUUAAUUGCUGAUAAAAAUUUGAGCCAUCGAGUAAAUAAUUUUUAGCAUCUUCUAAAAAAAACAGAAAACCUAAAAUUGUCUUGUUAAAUGAAACUUUUUAACAAGGGUUGUAAUUCAGACCGAGUGACUGGCUAUUAAUUUAACUUAUUAAUGAAAUUUAUUUUAAUAACUAACGAUGAUUUUGAAUAGAGCUAAUGUAAAGUGGUAUAAUACUUUAUAAUCAUGAAUAUUCUUAUGCUUGAACAAAAUAAAAGGAAAAAAUAUUAUAUUAGUUAGCUUUAUACCUUUAUACCAUGUUUCUGUUAAUGAAUAUCACUUACUAAACUUUUGAAUGUGCAAACUGUGCGUUUUGUUAUUAUCGUUGCCAAUACUAAGUUGUAAUGGCAGCGGAAUCGAAGUAACCCUAGCAACUAUCAAACUACAAAAGGGGAUCAGUUUUCUUUGUGAAUUAAAAUAGAAAUUUCCCGUCUAUUACUAAUAUUUUAAUACUUUGUACUUAAGGGCAUAAAAUGUGGGGAGCAAGUGCAGAAAACAAAGAGUCUAUAAUUAUUAUUUUAAUAAUUUAUACUUCGAGAAAUGAAAUAAGGAAAAUGAGCAAAGAAGCUAA
Messenger RNA from Microplitis mediator, 3924 nucleotides. RefSeq lists its product as uncharacterized. NCBI's taxonomy places the organism in Eukaryota, Metazoa, Arthropoda, Insecta, Hymenoptera, Braconidae. Gene Ontology annotation, cellular component: plasma membrane. The record is from RefSeq and is a predicted model, not a curated record. Gene Ontology annotation, molecular function: olfactory receptor activity; odorant binding. Gene Ontology annotation, biological process: detection of chemical stimulus involved in sensory perception of smell; sensory perception of smell. Bases 774 to 3272 code for a protein of 832 amino acids. The transcript is spliced from 18 exons.